Pocillopora meandrina is the source of this 8143-nucleotide messenger RNA. The record is from the annotation of a GenBank genome assembly. Lineage: Eukaryota; Metazoa; Cnidaria; Anthozoa; Scleractinia; Pocilloporidae.
AUGGCGAGGAAGAAGAAAGGAAGUUGGACGAGUCGAAUCUGUGCUGUUGUUAUUAUCCUGGCUUUAGCUGGCACAAUGUCAAUGAACAUAUUAUUCAUCUUACACACCACUUCUCGAGGUACGAGCCAGGAAAAGGAACCUAUGGAAUAUGAUCGCAAGUUUCAUAAUGUUCCGCAGAUUUCAGUUGCUCCUCCGGCUCAAUAUUGGUUGAAUGGAAAGGGAAAUUCGCUAUCUCGUGAAGGUACGUAUUUUAAAAAAUGUUCACGCUUCUCGAGCUCGAAUGUAUGUAUUUGGCUUUAGUCUUGCGUGCCUUUGAGGAAUUUAUUAGAUGAACAACGUAUAAGUUUGAAGAAAAUCGCUUUGCCUUCCAUAGAGUGUUUAAAUCUCGGUUUAAUACCGCUUAUAAUCACAACAUUGGCAUAUCCAAGGCUCCAAAAUGUAAAUUAUAUAUAUAUUUUUGGAGCAUAUCAAUUUACAGGAGUUCAAAGUAUGCGUUAAUUUAUAGAAUUUGAAAACAGUCAGCAGCGUAGUAUUUUAGAGAAUUACGUCCUCUCGACUUUUAUUUAUCCAACGGUAUUUACCUUCGGGUCAAAGACGUCGAUGCGGAUAUUGCAAUUAUUACUAAAUGUUACACGAAAUGCAGUCCAGUUGGACCAUUAAUUUCCCCGGUAUUUUGACACUGCUUAGGUUUUUUAAGAGUGCUUAAUUUAUUGGAGGUUUCUAACAAUUACGCAUGGAAAGAGGAAAAAUAAAAUUAGUCGUUAUUUUUCUUUUGAACCAGACAUUCUGACGAGUACGAUAAUCACUCACAUCGCACUUUUUGUAGUGCUUUUGAAUAUUAUUCAGUUCAUUCAGCCAUUAACAAAUAGCUAUUGUUUUGUUUUGCUUUGUUUCAAACUUUUUAUUUCCUUCUCUACCUUUCUUUCCUCAGGGAUUGAGUUGCUAACGGCAACAGAGAGUAAAUAUGUAGAUUUAGAGGUGUUCUCGAGUAAAGAGAAUGUUUCAAUUACCAUCAACGGACAACAGGUGUGAAGAAAAAAUUUCCUCAUUCAGUUUUUACGUAAUUAGUGAGCAAAAUGGCGGCGCCGUUAUCGCUGAAAACGUAUUCUAGGCCCAUUAAACCGUAGUUUCAUGAGUAAUUCAUCAAAAAUAGUAAUAAUAAUUAUGAUCACAGUAAUAAUAAUAUUUUUAAUAAAAAUAAUAAGUAAUGGUAAUAAGAUUGAGUAUAAUCCAAUUCAUGAAGCGGAGACCAAUUCGGUCUGUAAUGCUACGAGUGAUUAACAUAAUCGGACGACGACUGCGAAACGGGAGUCCGAUUUGUUAAUCACGAAUAUGAUUACAGGCCAAAUUGGACGACACGAAGUCCUGUGUUACCAUUAAUCAAAACCGUUACAAUUUUCCUAAAAUGGAUUACUAAUUAAUAAUUGAAAAAAAUUACAAAUUUUCGAGAAAAGAAGAAUGGGCAAGUUACAAAAGAAAGGGAAAAUUGAAUUAUGAUUGAACCCAAGGUUGUGAUUGGUUGAUUUAAACUACAACUUUGAAAAUGAUUGGUUGGUUUGAACAAGAACUUUGAAUAUGAUUGGCUUAUUGAACUGUCCGAUAGCAAACAGUCCGAUCACAACUUAACAAGUGAAUUAGUGGAAAAUAGGAGUUUUCUAAUCCAAUCAUAAUCGAGGAAAUUGUAAUUUUUACGAUUAUGGUAAUAAUAACAGUAAAGAUAAUAGUGUUCAUAAAAAAUGAAAUUAUUGACAAUAAUAAUAAUACCAGUAAUAAUGAUAGUGGUGCUAACAUCAAUAACGAUAUAAAUAAAGAUGAUUUGCACAAGUAAGUAAGCAAAUAUCCUUCCUUUGACGAAAAGGUUAAGAAGCAAACAAUUUUUUCAGAGAUUCCAGCUUGGGGAACACAGCGAGUUUUUACGUACAGAUAAUGCCAAAGGGCAGGAGCCCAAUGGACUCCUGCAAAGGGUCACUAUGUACAGUCCUGAUCUAGGCGUGUAUUAUUUCUUCGCAAAGUGGAGGCCAUUGUGCAGUUCGCGGGACGAAAUUGUUACGAACAACUAACCGACAAAAACCUGUAUUUCGUAGGAUGUCGACUAUUUUAUUGCUUUGGUAUUAUCUAAAAGCUUACUAGUUUCCUUCUGUACAAUAAAAGCGAAACGUUCUCUUAUUUUGAAUCAGAUAUCAAACUAAAUUUUGUCGGAGUGAAAUGUAACUUGUGAAAAAUGGAGUAAUACCUCUCCGGGGACAUAACUCGGCUAGGUGCCAGUUUAAGCUGGGUCAUGUUCAGUUUGGUGAAACGCUCAGACUAAAAAAAAAAACAAACCUUUUUGCUGGAAAAUUUCGUUAUUUUCUCGACGCUAUGAAAUGAAUGUAACCGUUCAACAUUUUGGAGAAAGUAAAUGUUAAAGUCGUACCCAGACCCCUCAUGGUAUCCGGUUUUUCAAACACAUAUUCCAAGUUAUAAUUAUAGGGGAUAGUUUUUAUACAUAUUUAAAUUGAUUUAAUAUGUCUAAUCAAUAGAUUUAUGUGUUUUUUCUUGUUUAGAGGGUCGAUAUUUCCGAGAUGUUACUAAGAGGCCUGAAUGUUGUAGUUUUAAAUGAAGUAACUGGCGCUGUGAUGUCCUCGAGAUGGUUCGAUACAUAUGAGUCAAAAGAGGACAGCGGUUAUCUUAUGGAAUUUCUUUCAAAUUUAAAAAACGGCAGGAUAAUCUGUUUUGCCGUGAAGGUGCGUACAGACGGAAUAUGAAGUAUAGAGUUGUUUCUACAAGCUACGAACUUAGGUGUAUCCUAUACGUGUUGGGCGAUGACGAAACCUAUCCAUAAUGAGCCUAACAAUAGGUCUGUCGAGCGCAAGAUCAAUUCAUCAUUCUUUGUUAUGAGAGGAGGAAGGGGUUGGGAGAAGGACUAGUUGCCGGGUACAGACUAUUAUCUUAAAAGAAGACGCCAAUUUUGAGCUCGGAUUUCGAGUAAUAAAAGGAUCUUGGGAUCAAAAAGUUCUCAGUCGCCGCUAAGAUUUCCGAAACUUAGACCUUCGGAAUUUGCGCUCGAAGGCUCUUUUAAAAAGCUACGAGGGUGUCAAAGGGAUGUUGGCUUUUACGGUUAACGGUUAAAACUUUUGGCCGUUUUACGGCUAAUAGUCAACCCUAUUAAGACCCUCAGAAACCUCUGGUUGACAAUAAAUAAUAUCGUAGAAGUAGGCUGUACCGUAGACAACGCCUGAUAACAUGACCGAUGCAUUAUCUAUUCAGCAACCAUAAUUUUCAUCUUGUGUACUCAGCUGAGCGGGUGAAAUAGAAAAUAUGUGACAACGGACUCAUUCCUUCUUAUCGUUUAGGACGAGGCGUCUCUUUCCUUAUCAGAGAGCACGCGCAUGUUCAUCAAGCGUUUGGGAAGUGCUUACAUCGAUCAGCUAAAGUGGAGAGGCAUGUGGGUGUUUAUUGUCCAACGGUUGGGCACUCGAAACAUUGUGUACGGCGAGAGUUUUCAGGAUGCACCGAAUCUUAACCAGUGGGCAAGACCAGUGAGGCUACACGUAACCGUACAACUAGUGGCAGAAAAUAUUGUCAACUGCAAAUGGGACGACUCCGACGCUACCAAGAGACGAAGAGAAUUUUGUGAAAAAUAUGAAGGAUAUGGCAACGUUUGCAAUUGUAAGUACAUGUAUAAUCUGAGCUGUCAUUGAGAGCCGGUAGCCCUUCAAAAGUGCUGGUUAGUGUGGCAUCUUAAGCUUAUUACUUUCACCUUGUUUUACCAUAGGUUGUGGUUAAAAAUCGCAUGAUUACAAUUAAUGUAUUAUUAUCUUACAAGCAAAAUUUACCAGUAGCAUGUUUAGAUGUUUGCUCGAAGGUUUGUGUGAUCUUCGUGGAAUGCAUUUCACCUGAAUAGUUUCAAGUUUUUUCCAGGUAUUUUUAUGAUUUUUUACACUCCGCGGAAGUCUUAAAAUUAAUAAGCCAUAACAUGCUUUCUGUAACUUCGUGAAUUUGACGUAGUUCUUCAUAGGGACUCAUCAAUUCCUUCUUUGUUUCUCAGGUGACAAUCCUCUUUCGCUAGAAUUUGACCCGCCCUCUUUUAGAGACAACAGCCGACUGAAGUUGCCCGUGGCGGUCAUGGCUGGUAACAGACCAAGUUACCUACUACGCAUGCUCUUAAGCCUUCGUAACGUCGAGGGUCUGGAUCCUAGUUUGGUAACAGUUUUCAUCGAUGGUUUUUAUGACGAACCUGCCUCGGUCGCUAAACUGUUUCAACUACAUGUGGAACACCAUGCAGGCUCGGGGAGAUUAAACUCAAGAAUUUGUCAGGUAUAGCGUGCUUAGAGCGUUUAGUCGUAAAGUUACCUAAUUUUGUUCUAUAAUAAUAAUAAUAAUAAUAAUAAUAAUAAUAAUAAUAAUAAUAAAUAAUAUUUUCAUUUUUGUGUUAUUUCCCUCAGCAUUACAAGAAAUCGCUGACAGCUUCGUUUGACAAAUAUCCCGAUGCUGAUUACCUUGUGAUCUUAGAAGAGGAUCUCGAUAUGUCCGUUGAUAUCCUCAGCUAUUUUAAACAACUUCUUCCUGUCUUAGAAAAAGAUGAAAGCCUAUAUUGCAUAUCAGCUUGGAACGACCAGGUAUGUUUGGUGUUGAAAGGCUGAACUGUUCACGGAAUACAGCUUAACUUUUUUUAUACAACAAAUUGAUCGCGACGCUUGAAUCGCAAAAUAUUGAUGCAUGUUCUGAAUUACUAAUGAGUUGGGAUAAGAUGAAAACACAUCUCGUCCACGAGAAGUAAAAGUAUUCCAAAUUCUCCCACCGACGCAGCACCACAGUUUCUUAAGAAGCUUACCCCCCGUAUUCCAUGUUGCUUGGACUACUUUUUCUACUUAAAAUUCAUCUAACUCUUAAUAUUGAUACAUAUUCUGAAUUGUUGAAAUACCUGAUACCUUCUUCAAUUUAACUUCGUAGGGUUAUGACCAUCUUGCAAAUGAUCCUGCCAUGUUGUACAGAGUAGAGACCAUGCCAGGAUUAGGAUGGUAAGGGAUGCGUUAGGUAUUAAGAAUGGUACUCAUACUAAAAUUCAGAGAUAAAACUAUGGCGACCACUUUUGAAAAGGAGAUUGCUUUCCUUUUAGAUAGCAGCACAAACUUAAAUAAGCUGUCUCAAUUCUUCGCUUUCGCUUUUGAAAUUGCUUUAUUCUGAAUUUUUUUUUUUACGAAAACGGUUAGUAUUACGUCAUCCAAUAUACCUUUUAACGUAAAAGCAAAGUAACAAACCUUGGUGAUGAGGCAAGUUAGUUUACAGGUAGAAUUCAAACAGUAAAUGGAAGAAUGUAGGGAUGGAGUCUGAUGAAAUCCAUGAUUCGUGUGUGGCUUCAACUAAAAAGGGCAAGCCUUAAUCAGCAACAGUGAUCAAACACGGAAAAUUCUUGAAAGUCCUAAUUAGAUGCGGGCUGAACGAUCCUUUCUUUUUCCCCAUAAUGCGUUGCACUCUAAAGGGGAGUGAGUUGUAAAAAUUUCAAAAACAAUGAUUGAAUUUUUUGGUGAAAAAUGGCCACCAAACUUUGUCGGUAGCCAUCGACAAACCCAUUUUUCUCUACGUAACAAACCCCUCCUUUCUCCCUCAGGGUGUUAAAGCGUAAGAUAUACAAGGGUGAACUAGAGGAGAAAUGGCCGAAGCCCCAUCAGUCAGCUGACUGGGAUAUGUGGAUGAGGCUACCUUCCAACAUCAAAGGUCGCGAAUGCAUCAUCCCGGAUAUUUCUCGUACUUAUCACUUUGGAGCCAAAGGACUUAAUGUGGGAAGCUUUAUGCAGAAUAUUUAUUUCAAACAUCAUGCUCUGAACAAAGAAACAAAUGUCAAGUUGAAUGCGGAAAUGAUGUAUAAGGAUAACUACGAAAGAGAAAUAUUUCGUCUAAUAGGGUAAGAACCUUGUCUUAAUGUUAAAAAAAGUGAGCAUCCAGCUGGAGCUUAUCCCGGUUUCCAUAGCAUGAAGCUGCUAGGAGUAUUACUACUCUCACCUGGAUGCGAUGCCAGUUCAUCGUAAGGUUACCCCCCAGCUUUUCAUCAGGCUUCCUUGAAAACUCACCGGAACCCAUAACGCAAAUCAUUUUACUCACCUGCUUCACGUUUAUCCAGUUGUUACCUCGUUAAAUAUUUAGAUUUUCCAGUUUAUAACAUGUAACCUCUCCUUUCUAGAUCACUACAUUAUCUAGAGAAGAGUUGACGAGAAUAGAAAGGUUUGCCAGCUACAGGGUGUCAUUUUGACAUAAUAAAAACUAGCUAAUUUUUCAGGCAAGCUAUAGCAGCUGUAGGGGAGAUCUGCGAUUCAGAUCUUCGGAGUGAGGAGAUUAAAACCGAAUGGCCCAAACACUUUCCGAAGUUUUCUUAAAUGGUUUAGUAGUGAACGAUAUUCUGACAUGAAGUUCAAGGCAGCAACAGUAAGCUUUUUGUUUUGCGUUUCAGAGAGGCUAAGCUUUUAAAUCAUUCCAAAAACCCGUGCGCAAACCUCAAAGACUUUGUGCCAGACACCGCUGGACAGACGUAUUUGUUUUAUCUACGUAUGGAUAAUCCAAGAGACUACACCACGUGGUCCAACAUAGCGCGUUGUUUUCAAAUGUGGGAUUUGGACCCCAGAGGAUUUCAUAGAAGUACGUGGAGAUUCUGGAUCAAGAAAAAUCAUAUUUUGGCUGUUGGGUGUCCUGCUUCUGUUUAUUGUAUGAAGAAACCGAAAAAUCUAAAUCUGAUUUAUCUUCCAAACAAAGAGACGAGACCGAAAGAUCUUAUUUAGCAGAUUAUCUUAAUUUGCAAAAAAGGUAGCGCUCCUAUAGAUAGGGGAGUUUGUUCCCGAUAGACAAAUGUUGUAAUUAUGAAAAGAGGCACUACUCUUGGGCACUAUUUAUUUUGUGGAAUAAUUGAAUCUUAUAACUGAUUAUUGAAAAUAAUAACCGAAAAGACUUCCUAUUUCAUCCUCAGGUUUCCAAGUGCACUACAAUAAUACGAAUUAAUUUUUCCGAAGGGUCUUGAUAUUAGUCGGCAAGUGAAGAAUUUAAAGAAAGCGACAAAACUUUCAAGUCUGUAAUACACGUUUUGACAGAAACUUCUUAAAUCUUCUCGGAAAUGUAAGUAACCUUAAUUUUUCCACACGUGUUAGAGAGCACUUAGUCAGUGACAGGGCUUCUCACAUUUUUAAGCAUCUGUAAGAUUCUGCACAUUGUCGCGCUUUGUGUUCAGCACAUAGUUUCCAUGUUUUGGAUCACGCCUCUACCGGUCUUCAACUCAAGAUAAAAGAGGCUAUUCAUAUUCAAAGAGAACAACCAUCGUGGAAUCAACAAUUACACCAUGUAAAUCUAAAACUAUCCUUUUAAUUCUCACACUUUCAUGCUUUACCUCUUUUCUUGUUGUCACCAUUUAUCAUAACUAGCAUUUGUCUACUUACUAUAGAAUUCAACUUUCAACGCUUUGUACAUCAAUUAACUGAAGAUGACAUUCAGAAGUUUCUGUCGAGACAUGUAUCACAGACUUAAAAGUUUUGUCGCUUUCUUUAAGUACAAAUUAAACUUAGAAAUUCUCUAAGAGCCUCAGCGAACUUCGCUAAACACGCACGUCAAAAAAACUUUAUCUUCGCGCACUUCGUGUUCAACAAUCUGUACUCAAAGUAGAUAAUGGACACGUAACAUUAAUAUUCCAGACACUAUCUAUUUCUAAUAGCCACGCGCAGCCGAAUUCUUCAAUGGUACGCGCACUAACGCAGCACCCUUCAAAAGUAAAGCUUUGCGCAAAUGACACAUUAGACACGACUAGUUAUUUAGGUGAUUAUUCGCAUAGAAUUAGGACCAUUAGUUACUAAAAUGAAAUGUGUUUUUAACAAGGCCUCCGUUCGUUACUAAUAUGUAUCCUUCUCAACUCAAAUUUGAAGUACAAAAAUCACUUUUAAGUGAUAUUUAAAACAUUAGUACAAGACAUCAACAUUCCACUAAUAAAACUGUAUUAAAUUUAAUGUCAUUAUCUACUAUGGGUCACUCUUCGCUUACAAACUUGCUUACAAUUGCCUUAAGGUUCACAAGUGGGAGUCUGAUUAGUCAAUCACGAGUAUGACUAUGGUCAGAAUUUGACGACACGAGGUGUUGUUACCAAUUAAUUAUAAUUAUAACAUAGCUAGAAAAUUUGUCUAAUCAGAUU